Messenger RNA from Colletotrichum truncatum, 2655 nucleotides. RefSeq names its product ribonucleoside-diphosphate reductase large chain. Gene Ontology annotation, cellular component: ribonucleoside-diphosphate reductase complex. Lineage: Eukaryota; Fungi; Ascomycota; Sordariomycetes; Glomerellales; Glomerellaceae. Gene Ontology annotation, molecular function: ATP binding; ribonucleoside-diphosphate reductase activity, thioredoxin disulfide as acceptor. The record is from RefSeq and is a predicted model, not a curated record. Gene Ontology annotation, biological process: deoxyribonucleotide biosynthetic process; DNA replication.
AUGGACCAUGUCGACCCUGUCGCCAUCACUCAGAAGGUCAUCUCCGGUGUCUACGGCGGUGUUACGACUGUGCAGCUUGAUGACUUGGCCGCUGAAACUGCCGCCUACAUGACCGUCACCCAUCCCGAUUACGCUAUCCUCGCUGCUCGUAUUGCAGUGUCCAAUCUCCACAAGCAGACCAAGAAGCAAUGGUCUUCUGUUGUCAGCGACCUCUACCACUACGUCAACCCCAAGAACGGCCGUCUGUCUCCCAUGAUUGCAAAGGAGACGUAUGAUUGCGUCAUGAGACACAAAGAGGAGCUUGACUCUGCCAUUGUCUACGACCGUGACUUCAACUACCAAUACUUUGGCUUCAAGACUCUGGAGAGAUCAUAUCUUCUUAAGCUUGACGGCAAGAUUGCCGAAAGGCCGCAGCAUAUGAUCAUGCGUGUCGCCGUUGGCAUUUGGGGUGAUGACGUCGAGCGCGUCAUCGAGACCUACAACUUGAUGUCUAGCAAAUGCUUCACCCACGCCUCGCCUACUCUGUUCAAUGCUGGUACGCCUCAGGCUCAACUGUCAUCAUGCUUCCUCGUCGAUAUGAAGGAGGAUUCCAUUGAGGGUAUUUACGACACCCUCAAGACCUGCGCCAUGAUCUCCAAGAUGGCUGGUGGCAUUGGCCUCAACGUCCAUCGCAUCCGUGCUACCGGCUCUUAUAUUGCUGGCACUAAUGGUACUUCUAACGGUGUCACUCCCAUGCUCCGCGUCUUCAACAACACUGCUCGCUACGUUGACCAGGGCGGCAACAAGCGCCCUGGCGCUUUUGCCAUCUACCUUGAGCCCUGGCACGCCGAUGUCUUUGAGUUCUUGGAUCUCCGGAAGAACCAUGGUAAAGAAGAGGUCCGCGCUCGUGACCUCUUCCUUGCUCUCUGGAUUCCUGAUCUAUUCAUGAAAAGAGUAGAGAAGAACGGCGACUGGACUCUCAUGUGCCCCAAUGAAUGCCCUGGCCUUGCCGAUUGCUACGGCGAGGAAUUCGAGGCUCUGUACGAGAAGUACGAGCGCGAGGGCAAGGGCCGUAAGACCCUCAAGGCUCAGAAGGUCUGGUAUGCCAUUCUCGAGGCGCAGACUGAGACUGGUAACCCUUUCAUGCUCUACAAGGAUCACGCCAACCGCAAGAGCAACCAGAAGAACCUCGGUACCAUCCGCAGCUCCAACCUUUGCACUGAGAUCAUUGAAUACUCAGCUCCUGAUGAAGUCGCUGUUUGCAACUUGGCCUCUCUUGCCCUGCCUUCUUUCGUUGAUUACAACGAGGGUGUUUAUGACUUCCAGAAGCUCCACGAAGUCACCCAGGUCGUUGUCCGUAACCUCAACAGGAUCAUCGACGUUAACCACUACCCCGUCCCGGAGGCUCGCAACAGCAACAUGCGCCACCGGCCUAUUGGUCUCGGUGUACAGGGUCUUGCUGAUGCUUUCCUAGCUCUGCGCAUGCCCUUCGAGUCUCCAGAGGCGCGUGACCUCAACAAGAAGAUUUUUGAGACUAUCUACCACGCUGCCCUCACAAUGUCAGUGCAGCUGGCAAAGGAGGAGGGUACCUACUCCUCUUACGAAGGCUCCCCUGUUUCCCAGGGUAUUCUCCAGUAUGACAUGUGGGGAGUAAAGCCCUCUGACUUGUGGGACUGGGAUUCUUUGAAGGAGCAGAUCAAGCAGCACGGCGUCCGCAACAGCUUGCUCGUUGCACCCAUGCCUACUGCCAGCACCUCGCAGAUCCUGGGUAACAACGAGUGCUUCGAGCCCUACACAUCCAACAUCUAUCAACGCCGUGUUCUCGCUGGUGAGUUCCAGGUCGUCAACCCAUGGCUUCUCAAGGACCUCGUCGACAUGGGACUGUGGUCCGAUGCUAUGAAGAACCGCAUCAUUGCCGAAAACGGUUCCGUUCAGAACAUCCCCAAUAUCCCUGCUGAGGUUAAGGCUCUGUACAAGACUGUCUGGGAGAUUUCCCAGCGAACUGUUGUGCAGAUGGCCGCUGAUCGUGGUGCCUUCAUCGACCAGUCCCAAUCCCUCAACAUUCAUAUGAAGGAUCCGACCAUGGGUAAGAUCACCAGCAUGCACUUUGCGGGCUGGAAGCUUGGUCUUAAGACGGGCAUGUACUACCUGCGUACCCAGGCAGCCGCUGCUCCCAUUCAGUUCACUGUGGACCAGGAGGCGCUUAAGGUUGCCGACAGCAAUAUCAGCAGCAAAGUCCUUAACAAGAAGCGUGCUCCUCCCCCUGGCCACAUCUCUUCGCCUGUUUCAUCCGUCCCCAGGCCCAUGUACGCGAAGAAGGAAGACGGCGCUGCUCAGGAUAACGGCAUUCCUACCCCCAGCGUUACCCCUCCCCCUCGAUCAGCCCCUGCUCAGAAGCCUGACAGCAUGAAGGCUGAUGUUCAGGAGGGUGACAGCCCUCGUACUCUUCCCACGGAGCCUGCCGAGAAACUCAAGAUCGAGGAGCUUCAGACCCCGGGAAGCAAGACCCCUGAUGCCGAAGACAAGGCUGAAGACAGCAAGGAGCGCGAGUUGGAUAUUUAUUCUGAGGCUGUUCUUGCAUGUGAGUUGCUCUCUAUUCCUUUGUUUGAAACCAAACCUGACAUCCAAUUAGGCAGCAUCGAGAACCCUGAAGCCUGCGUCAUGUGCAGCGGCUAG